This is a messenger RNA of Cetraspora pellucida, 2622 nucleotides long. Lineage: Eukaryota; Fungi; Glomeromycota; Glomeromycetes; Diversisporales; Gigasporaceae. The record is from the annotation of a GenBank genome assembly.
AUGCAAAAUGGUACACAACCUAGUUCCGGAGAAGAAACGCAAGAUACGCAAGAUACCAGAGUAAUUAUAGAUGAUUCAGAUGCGACUGCACGACCUAGUUCUAGAGGAGAUGCGCGAGAUCCCAGAGAAGAGCUAAAUUCCAGUCUGGAUACAGGUGAUACAAGCAUGUAUAUGUCAGACGAGUUAUCAUUUGAAGACAAUACCAAGAUGUCAGAUCAUGUUACGGAAUAUGAUACCUCAAAGAUUCCUUUCCAAUAUCAAUUGAGUCUAAGAUAUUUAUAUGCGAUUAAUGAUCGGUACGAUUAUGUUAUUUCAAGUUUUCCUGAACACGAAUCUAACUUUGCUACUCGCGAUGUUUACGAUGUUCAUGAUAACUCCACUACAAAUUUAAAUGCAACUGAACAUGUUGAGCUUGGGCUUCUAAUUUCACGUUCAUUAAGAAUUCUGACACCCGGCUUUUAUGAAGUUCAGGAAGAUAGAUACCUACCAAAUGGUACAAUGCAUAGAGUGAUAACUGCUACUGCAUCUUAUACGAGUUUGAUUUAUGUUGCCUGGGCUCCACCAAUCACCAUUAAAUUUGUUACUUCAAAUGAAUCCACCUAUAAUGACUUAACAUCUUGUGAAUACCAAUUCAUUUGGACUUUUAUCCUAAAUGGUUAUGUCAAUAGAAGGUGUAAGAAUGAAUCAAGGUUCAUAACUAUUUCUUAUGUUAAGGGAUCAAGCUUGUUUGGAUUUGCAUUUUAUAAUAUGAAUGAAUCGGAAGUUUACGCAUAUACUACUAUACCGGAUUUAGCUGUUUGGGAUUUCUUUAUAAGAUUGCAUUAUGAAACUUUUAUAAAAAAUUUUAUUGUAAAAUCAUCUAUAAAGACAAACAUUCUAAAAAGAAGAAAAGUUAUUUUAUCCGCCGAGAAGAAAAGACGUGAAAAAGUAGCAGUUAUAAAGUCAUGGGCAUUAGGGUUCAGAAAAGGUGGCCUUGGUGAUUGUUGGUUCCUUGUAGCUCUUGCUGCAAUUGAAGACUUUCCUCGUGUUAUCAAAUCAAUCGCUGUUGCACGUGAUGAAACAAAUGGGGUAAGAAAUAGUAACUGCGUUGGUACCAUAGUGGAUGAUCAUGUGAUUGUCAAACAAGAUGGUCAUUAUUAUUAUAGCGAAUAUGCUUGUCGACGUGAGACCUGGGCUUCACUUCUAGAAAAGGCUUAUGCCAAGAUUCACGGUGGCUAUGGAAAUCUUGAUGGGGAGAAUUGGGAGAAGGAUAUUGGUGGCCAAACAAGGGUAGUCUAUAAGUGCUCCGAUAUAUUAAGCAAUCAAAUUAAAAAUGAUGCUCUUUGGCAAAGUCUUUUAGGUAGAAAUAAUAAUCAAAUUGCGUUUGGCUGCGGAACUCGUGCAAACCCAUUCCAAAAUGAUGAAGUUAUAGGCAUUGAUGGUUUAGUAUUUAGUCAUGCCUACAGCGUUAGUCGUGCUGUUAAAUUCCAUCCAUAUGAAUCACUUAAUGUUCAAUUGGUCGAAGUUCGUAAUCCAUGGGCUAAUACUGUAUGGAAACGUUUAGCAACAAAACUAAAAUAUUUACUUGAUGAUGACAGCUCUUUCUUCAUGACAUAUGAUGACUUUUUGACUCACUUUGAACAUAUCGAAUCAUGCGCUUUUCAAUUUGCUGGUAAACGUUUCGAGAUUUUUUCGGAUCCACUAGAUUUUCCUGACAAAAAACAAACUAUAGAAUAUUAUAAACUGCCUCCUGUGGUAAAUGAGUUGUCUAUGACAUUGAGAUUGAAUAUUCACCAACGUGAUCCAAAUUGGACUUUGAUUUUUCAUCAAGGAGCAGAUACAAAAAUACGUACACCCUCUUUUUGGCUAACAAACCUUGCACAACCACAUAUUCAGUUAUCAACAAAUAAUAGUCCAAUGUAUGGAAUCUAUUCAAUUGGCAAUGGACUUAUUCUAAACCAGUGGUACCAUAUAGGCUAUACACUUUCGGAAAUUGAUAAGUGUUUGAAAUUCUAUAUAGAUGGCAAAUUGGCUGGAUUUACGAAUAUUGAACCAGCGUCAACACAUAAUAUCGCAUUUAAUAAAGACUUAUUGAGAAUUGGGCAUACUCCGGGACAAGCAGAUCUCAAGGGGAAAAUGAGCAAUUUUCGUUAUUAUAAUUGGUGUUUAUCUCCUGAGGAAAUUAAGAAAGAUAAAUUAACAAGAAAUAUUAAUUAUGGAUCAAAAGUCGUCCUUGUUCAUUUAACUACUGGUAAACAUUUGUCUACGAAAUAUGUUAAAUACCCAGGACAUCAACAAAUUAUGCUAAUUUGUAAUAAUCGAGAUGUGGAUCUUAAAAAUGACGCUUUCACAAUUUUGGAGUUCAAACAUCAAGCGACUGGACUAUGGGUACAUUCUCAUGAAAUUGGCAAUGGCCGCACACCUAUAUCAAAAUACCAACAAGUGACGUUAAAUGGAGGAGCCGGAUCUAAUUAUGAUAAUUGGAUUGUUAGAUAUCAUAGUCUCAAUGAGUCAUAUGAAUCAUACAAAAACAAUGAUUUAAUGAAUAAUGAUGUCAUUAGUCUUUCUAACCAAAUUUUCAACAAAGACCUUUAUAGUCAUUCCGUAUUGUUAGAAGAUGGAAGUCGAAGUUGGCUGCAAUGA